This is a messenger RNA of Hipposideros armiger (great roundleaf bat), 4540 nucleotides long. RefSeq names its product canopy FGF signaling regulator 1 (gene CNPY1). The record is from RefSeq and is a predicted model, not a curated record. The transcript has 4 exons. NCBI's taxonomy places the organism in Eukaryota, Metazoa, Chordata, Mammalia, Chiroptera, Hipposideridae. Gene Ontology annotation, cellular component: endoplasmic reticulum. The coding region runs from base 15 to 428 and encodes 137 amino acids.
GUGCACACACACGCAUGCUUUCACACACACACAUACAGACGUGCACGUGGAAUAUUCCUGGAGGCAGGAGAGCGGGGGCCUUAGGGUUUCGGGUUUCCUUCGCCCAGCCUGAGGCGUUCCUCACAGACCUCCUGGAUAAAGUGUGUGAGCGAAUGAACGACUACAGACUUGAAGAGGACGCUGUGACCAAGGAAAAGGCGUUCAAGAGAUUCGCUCCAAAGAGAGGAGACAAAAUAUACAAAGAAUUCGAGAAAUUCUUUUUUUAUUCUGACGCGAACAGACCUUUGAAAUUCGCGUGCGAAGCCAUAAUAGAGGAGUACGAAGAUGAAAUAUUCUCACUUAUCGCCCAGGAGGCACACUACCUGGCUGACAAGCUGUGCAAUGAAAACUCAGAUCUAUGUGAAACUUCUAAUCGCACUGAACUCUAGGAACGACGGUGCUACUAGUUAAAGAGGAGUCAAGUCACAGCCCCAAGGUCAAUGUCUGUACUAGGUUUUCACAUUUCUUCAUGAGAAGAAAUUGUGUCUCUUGUUUAUACCACGUUGUCUCAUGUGUGAUAUUUUGUUGAAAAAUCUGUUGUUUGGCAUCAUGACAAACCCCAGUUCUUUUUAUAGGUGAAGCUAAGGGCAUAAAACAAAUUACCUUUGUGGAUUUUGAUACAAACAAGCUUGGUUAUAAAGCAUUUAGUUCGGUAAUAGGAAGAAAAACUGAAGCCAUGUCAUAAAUGAAAUAAGGACUUAAUGUGGGCUGUAUAUUUUAUCACACGUACAAGUAUAGUGUUCUAUUUGAUAAGAAUUUGAUUUAAUUUCUUAAAUACUUGAUUGGUCAUGAAAUUAAGGAAAUAUAUUGCCACAAAUUCUAGAUUGUGUCUUCUGGGUUAUAUAUGGCUAUCGGUGAAGAAAAUGAAUUCACUUUAUAUCAGGAAUGAAAUUUAAAUUUCUAGAAGCUUAAGUUUAAAAACUUUUUACUCUCUAAAAUGUAAUUGAAUGCAUAAAAAUACUGAAUACUUUUAUAGUGAAUAUUAACUAUGUUGGCCUUUCUUACCCAUACAUUCUGAAUUCAAAUGAUUUUGAAAGUUAAUUUGUUAUUACAUCAUGUAUUCUUAAAAGACUACACCCAUGACCAUUUUUUGUUUUGCUGCAAACUCUCCUGAUGUGUUUUUGUUUUUUAAGACUUUCAGCUAAUAUUGAAUGUGUAGAUUUACUACUAACCCAUCAUUCUUCUGUGAGUGUCUUUGUAGGUGUGGAGGGGGACGGGAAGGUGGGACCUUUGGGGAAAUUACCUUUUGACCACCCUAAUACCAGAGUGUAGUAACCACCCCGCUUCCAGACAGUUCAUUGUUUCUGUUAAAUUUACAUUCAGUGGAACUUGACUUUAAUGAUUUAAAAUGUCAGGGCAUAUUCUACACCGGUUUUACAAAAGAAAUUCUCAUUGUUGUCAGGGAAAAUUUACUGGGUAGGAUGAUAUAAAUUCAGCCCUAAAAGAGCAAAAAACUAUUUGCCACAUGUUCCACAAUUGCCUAGAAAGUGCACCAUUUAAACCAGUCAACUGACUCUUCUGGAGGAAACAAUUCUUAAAUUUAGGGAAAUUUACCAUUUCCAUUUUUCUCUCUCUCCACCCCAACUUAGAUGCUUAUGUGAAUGUCUCUUAUUUAUUUGGGAAAACGAAGAGAUGUGUGCUGUUUGGGUUUGUCUGGAGCUUGUGAGGUCCUAGAGUGCCUACACAUUAUAACCCAAUGAACCUACACAGCAGCUGGUAGAAAGUAGAAAUCGGGGUUAAGAGUAAUUAGGACCAUUUUUCAGGAGGGUAGUUAAAAUUGUCAUUUCAAACAUAGUUCCUAUCUCUUUAUGUAAACGUAUCUAUUUAAGAUUAAUUUAACAUUUCAAAUAGUAAGUCAUAAACAUUUUUCUCACUUGGGCUUUCUUUGGUAAAUGCACAAAAAAUAAACAUUAUUUCUUCUCGCGGAACAUGGCAGAGGCCUGGCACAAAGUAACCACGAAAAAUGUAACAUUUAUAAUAGUAAAAGUGUUACCACAGUCCUUUUCAUACUCACAUUGGCAACUGUUACAAAUCCUCCAAUAUAGACAGUACUGAUGCUAAUAUAUUAUAGAAUUUAAGAGAAUCUGGGCUCCUGUUUAUAACCUAAGAGAACAUGGAGGGGUGAGGGGUGUACCUCCUUUUCCACUGAUGGAUGUUUCUAAUGCAUGUUGAUGCUUCUGUUUUGACUGGAAGAACAGUGCAUCUUGCCUCUGAUUGUGAAUAUCUAAGGUUUUGCUAACUAUGACUUUUUUCAGUUUUUUAUUUCCCAGUAAAAAAUAGUCUUGUCUCUUACAAGAUGUGUGUGAUAUCUCAGGACUUAUAUGUUUUUUCCUUCCCAGAAUUUUUUACCAAACCAAACUUAUUAAAUUCAUGUAAAUAUUUAUAGUUUCCUAAGUUACGGAUUGAAACUACAUUUGAGUGAUAGAAACCCCCGUAUUUCUUAUGGCUGCUAAGAUUCAUAAGUUUCCCUCUGGGUCACGGUAAGGUUGAGCUGCUUUUGCUAAUAAACAGUAAUUAGACGGAGUAACUGUUCGCUUUAGAGCGUCCCUCUCAACCACAUUCCUGCCUUUUUAAUGACAUUUAUUGACCAAAACCAAAACAAAGGCAGAAAGCCAGGGGAAACAAAACAAACAACACACCUAGGAUGUGACAGAAAAGUUUCUCAGAGUCAAAGAAAAGCAACCUAAUUCCAGGUCAAAACAAUUCCUGGAGGAAAUUCCUGGGGGGGGGGGUUGCUUAUUAAAAUAAUGAGGAGACAAGACAUGUUUGAGGCCAUGGCUUCGAAUUGUACUUUUAUGAGAUGGUUUCUUUGGGUCUCCAUGGAAGACUUCUGUGAACCUGUUCUCAUAAAGAAAAGACCAAAUUGGCUGAGAUGAACAGUUUAUAUUUGUUAUGUGGAUUACUAUUUGCUAAGAAUAAGCCACGAGCAACAAAUCCAUUUCGCUGAGGAGUGUAGAGUGGAAUGAGCCAAGGUCCCAAACGGGAGACAUCAAUACUUUAUUUCCUAAGACAAGCCCUGAAAACAUAGAGCCAAUAGCUGGUUAUAUAUUUUUUUAUACCUCUUUCUCUGCUUAGGUUGAUAUUUAUUCAUGUAUGGGAUAGCUUGAUCGAAAUAAAAAUUUUUAAUUAUGUAUCAGUCUUAAAAUUCAGAAGGUAAUGGAAUAUGAGAAGAAGCUAUUCUUUGCAGUGAUUUUUGUGGCCUGUUUCAGAACUGGACACAAAUCGGUGAGCUUGUCUUAAAUCUGACGCCCACUCAGUGACAUAUGGCACAGCCUCAUGCCAAAAUGCAACUAAUAAUACUAAAUCGUCACAACAGAAAGAUGCCUGUUAGAUACAAGGGUGUUUUUGUUAUGAUUGUCGACCUAUAAUGUAAUGUCCCUUUAUAAGUUUCUUAAAUUCCUCAGAUAAUUUGUUUUUAGAGCGAGGAACUAAAUAGACGGAAGAUCAAAUACAAUACAUGAAAGAUGAAAGCUGUAAAAACUCAUGGCCCUUAAACCGCCUAGGAAAAGAUGUCAUAAAUGACACUGUCCUUUGGGGGGACUCUCCUUGCCCUAACUGUGUAUUUGCUGGAGGGAGGUCUGCUCUUUUUGUCCAAGGAGAAGGUGACUAAAUUUAAUAUAUUAGCUCACGUGUCUGUCAGGGCAUCCCGUGAAGAGUCAGGCUUUGCCUCCUAAGGGCAGUUUGGGGAGGUGGGGUCCAAACAUCCGAUACAGCUGUCUGCCCUUCCAAAUCCUCAGGACUUAAGGGAUGGUGUGUAGGUAGGAACGCAGACACAGAGACACACACAUGCACAGAUACAAAGUGGGGUCUCGGGGACGUCAGCCAGAGCUGUGAGCACUACCAGGUGGAGAGCUCAGAGAAAAGGGGUCUAAAAAUGUCCUUAGUUCCUCAAAGAAAAAAAAAACACGUUAUUUCUAUGUUCCUCCUCUUGAUUUUCAAGAAAGAAAGAAAAAAUACUCUCAGUUACAGCACAGUUAGAAAAUCUUCGACCUCCCAACAGACGAUAUUUGCAAAGCACAUUCAGCCUGGUAAGAAGUUACUGGAAAACAAAAACACCAUGGGUUUCACUGGAAAUACAGUAGUAUCUCAUUCUAAUGUGGCUAUUAUGGAACACAGACGUUAAGAAGCCAUUUGUGGGGUCAAAAGCGUGUUCCCCCCAAAACAGAGUAGCACCAAGUAAAAGCCCAAAGCGAUGAGGUAAACCAUUAAAUAGAACGCAGGGAGUCCGUCCCGCCAACUGCGCAGCGUGGGGCAAGUUCCUGACCUGCAGGCCUGGUGGGUUUACGAGACGACUCCGAGGCGUGCAUGCCUUCCCCUGGGGCUGCUAAAGAGUCUACCGACUCCCAUCUCCUCUCGGGAGUGGUAACAAACCAGUAUCUAAGGAGCACAAGGUACAAAGCGGAACACCGGACGCCCAGUGGCAGCUAAUGAAACCAGGCGGAUACUCGGGAAGAUCCUGGAAGUGCUACAUGCAGAUAUUAAUACCAAUUUCCAACUUUAU